Solanum stenotomum is the source of this 3379-nucleotide messenger RNA. RefSeq names its product chaperone protein ClpD, chloroplastic. Gene Ontology annotation, biological process: cellular response to heat. Gene Ontology annotation, cellular component: cytoplasm. Gene Ontology annotation, molecular function: ATP hydrolysis activity; ATP binding. The coding region runs from base 311 to 3208 and encodes 965 amino acids. The transcript has 12 exons. The record is from RefSeq and is a predicted model, not a curated record. NCBI's taxonomy places the organism in Eukaryota, Viridiplantae, Streptophyta, Magnoliopsida, Solanales, Solanaceae.
UCAUUUUUUCUGGGCACAGACUCUUUUGAACACAAAUUUAACACAUUUUCUCCCCUUUUUUUCCACCAAAAAAACUUGCCUUUAACGUGUUGUCUUCUCCAAUCUCUAAUUCCAACUUUUCCUCGAAAGAAAUUUAACACAAUUUUUCUUAUAUAUAUAAAUUACUAUACAGUUUGUAAAUCCUUAUAAAAAGUACUUCAUCUUCCCCUUUUGACUUUCCAUUCUUCAUCUUCUUCUUUUUUUCUUUUUUUGUGUGUUGAUUUUUAGUUGUAAUUUAUAUUUACCUGAAGAAUUUUGUGGGUGUUCUUCAAUGGAGUUAUCGUGUUCUUCUCCACUUUCUGUCAACUCUACUAUCAGCUUCAACCGCUUUGGUUCUGUGUACCCUUAUAGGAGAUGUCAAAGUGUUCUCUCCCUUUUUCCAUAUUGUCCUCCUUCUUCUUCUCAUGUUGCUACCACAGCUACUGCUUCUGCUGCUUGUAGUACUAGCAGUUCUACUUCGACCCUUUUUGGGAUUUCCCUUUCUCAUCGACCCAGCAGCUCUGUUUCUCGUAAAAUCAAGCGUUCUUUGUAUAUUGUAUCUGGGGUGUUCGAGAGAUUUACCGAGAGAUCGAUUAAAGCUGUGAUGUUCUCCCAGAAGGAAGCAAAGGCUUUGGGUAAAGAUAUGGUGAACACCCAACACCUUUUACUUGGUCUUAUCGCGGAGGAUCGGAGUCCUGGUGGGUUUCUUGGUUCUCGGAUAACUAUUGAUAAGGCCCGUGAAGCUGUUCGGAGCAUAUGGCUUGGAGACUCAGAGGACGAUACAGAAAAAUUGGGUUCUCAGGACUCCGCUUCUGCUACCUCAGCUACUGAUGUGGCCUUUUCUUCAAGUACCAAGCGGGUUUUUGAGGCUGCGGUUGAGUAUUCAAGGACCAUGGGGUAUAAUUAUAUUGCUCCUGAGCAUAUUGCUAUUGGUUUGUUUACUGUUGAUGAUGGCAGCGCUGGUCGUGUGCUCAAGAGGUUAGGAGCAAAUGUAAAUCGUCUGGCAGCUGAAGCAGUUUCCAGGCUUCAAGGAGAGCUUGCUAAAGAUGGUAGAGACCCAAUUUCGUUCAAAAGAUCACGUGAGAAAUCCUUUCCUGGAAAAAUAACUAUUGACAGAUCUGCUGAGAAAGCAAACGCAGAGAAAAAUGCUCUGGAGCAAUUUUGUGUAGAUCUUACUGCCCGUGCAAGUGAGGGCCUUAUAGACCCAGUAAUUGGUAGGGAGACUGAAGUUCAGAGAAUGAUCGAGAUACUCUGCCGUCGAACCAAAAACAAUCCUAUUCUGCUUGGUCAAGCUGGAGUUGGGAAAACAGCGAUAGCUGAAGGGCUUGCAAUAAACAUUGCUGAGGGAAAUAUUCCUGCAUUCUUAAUGAAAAAACGGGUAAUGUCUUUAGACAUUGGCCUAUUGAUUUCAGGUGCAAAGGAAAGGGGUGAACUAGAGGCGCGUGUGACUACAUUAAUUAAGGAUGUAAAAGAGUCAGGCCAUAUCAUUCUAUUCAUAGAUGAGGUCCACACCCUUGUUGGUGCUGGCACAGUUGGACGGGGAAAUAAGGGCUCUGGUCUUGACAUUGCUAAUUUGCUAAAACCAACACUUGGCCGUGGUGAACUGCAGUGUAUUGCAUCGACGACCAUGGAUGAGUUCAGAUUGCAUAUUGAGAAAGACAAGGCCUUUGCCCGAAGGUUCCAGCCCAUCUUGAUUAAUGAACCAAGUCAGGCGGAUGCUGUCCAGAUACUGUUGGGGUUGCGUGAAAAAUAUGAGUCACAUCAUAAGUGUAGGUACAGUCUGGAAGCCAUAAAUGCUGCUGUGGAACUAUCAUCAAGAUAUAUACCGGAUAGGUAUCUUCCUGACAAAGCUAUUGAUCUUAUUGACGAGGCUGGUAGUAAAUCUCGUAUGCAAGCUCACAAAAGAAGAAAGGAACAGCAGAUAUCUGUACUUUCACAAUCACCAAGUGAUUAUUGGCAGGAAAUUAGAGCUGUUCAAACCAUGCAUGAAGUGAUCCUGGCAAGCAAGCUGACUGGAAAUGAUGAUGUGUCUCGUUUGGAUGAUGACAGUGAACUUCAUUUGCAGCCAGCUUCGUCUUCUACAUCUGAUGAACAUGAACCCCCAUUAGUUGGACCUGAGGAAAUAGCAGCAGUUGCUUCACUCUGGACAGGCAUUCCCCUUAAGCAGCUUACUGUUGAUGAAAGAAUGCUUCUGGUUGGUCUCGAUGAGCAGCUUAAGAAAAGGGUUGUUGGUCAGGAUGAGGCUGUUACAUCUAUUUGUCGGGCUGUUAAGAGAUCCAGAACUGGCCUCAAACACCCAAAUAGACCAAUUUCGGCAAUGCUCUUCUGUGGUCCUACUGGAGUUGGAAAAUCUGAACUGGCUAAAGCUUUGGCAGCAUCUUAUUUUGGUUCUGAAUCUGCCAUGCUAAGAUUGGAUAUGAGUGAAUACAUGGAGCGGCAUACUGUGAGCAAGUUAAUUGGAUCGCCUCCCGGUUAUGUAGGCUAUGGAGAAGGAGGGACUCUUACUGAAGCUAUCCGAAGAAAGCCCUUCACUGUAGUGCUGCUAGAUGAGAUUGAAAAGGCUCAUCCCGACAUAUUCAAUAUUCUCCUUCAGUUGUUUGAAGAUGGUCACCUAACAGACUCUCAGGGAAGAAGAGUGUCAUUUAAGAACGCCUUGAUAGUUAUGACUUCUAAUGUGGGUUCGACAGCCAUUGUAAAGGGUAGACAGAAUACUAUCGGCUUCUUGCUUGCUGACGAUGAGUCAGCCGCCUCCUAUGCUGGUAUGAAAGCAAUAGUGAUGGAGGAGCUCAAAACAUACUUCCGUCCAGAGUUACUGAAUAGGAUAGAUGAAGUGGUGGUAUUCCGUCCACUAGAGAAGCCUCAGAUGCUCGAGAUACUGAACCUGAUGUUGCAGGAGGUAAGAGCUAGGCUUGUUUCAUUAGGAAUAAGUUUGGAGGUAUCAGAAGCAGUAAUGGACCUAAUAUGCCAACAAGGAUUUGACAGAAACUAUGGUGCACGCCCUCUGAGGAGGGCUGUUACUCAAAUGGUUGAAGAUCUCCUGUGUGAAUCUGUACUUUCUGGGGAUUUCAAGCCUGGUGAUGUUGCUAUGAUCCAUUUAGAUGAAUCUGGAAAUCCUGUUGUCAUUAACCAGUCAAGCGAGAGUGUGCAAUUGUCUGAUACGAAUGGAAAUCCAGUUGUCACCAACAGGUGAAGCCAGCGUAUCCAUUUAUCUGAUACAUCUAUACUGUAAUGUAAGGUAAUAACAACACGAUAUAGCUCACUGUAUAUGAGUAAUUUUUUUGUAUAGUUUUAGAUAUAGUCCAUUCAUACAUGUAAAGACAUGCCACAGAAUUCUUUCAACAAUGUAUAAACCCUUAUGAUC